Setaria italica (foxtail millet) is the source of this 1580-nucleotide messenger RNA. RefSeq names its product serine/threonine-protein kinase CBK1. The transcript is spliced from 10 exons. Bases 168 to 1274 code for a protein of 368 amino acids. Gene Ontology annotation, molecular function: ATP binding; protein serine/threonine kinase activity. NCBI's taxonomy places the organism in Eukaryota, Viridiplantae, Streptophyta, Magnoliopsida, Poales, Poaceae. Gene Ontology annotation, biological process: peptidyl-serine phosphorylation; intracellular signal transduction. The record is from RefSeq and is a predicted model, not a curated record.
GUUUAUACCUAAUGUUCCUUCUCUGAGUGAUUUUUCAGGACAUUUUUAUAUUUUGUGCAUAGGUUGAGCAUGUUAGAGCUGAAAGAAAUCUUCUCGCUGAAGUGGAUCACCACUGCAUUGUCAAACUAUACUGCUCAUUCCAGGACAGUGAGUAUCUGUAUCUAAUCAUGGAGUACCUCCCUGGAGGUGACAUGAUGACACUGCUCAUGAGGAAAGACACAUUGACUGAAGAUGAGGCUAGGUUCUAUGUUGGUGAGACAGUUCUUGCGAUCGAAGCGAUCCACAAGCACAACUACAUCCACAGAGAUAUCAAGCCUGAUAACCUGCUACUGGAUAAGCAUGGUCACUUGAGAUUGUCAGAUUUUGGGUUGUGCAAACCGCUAGACUAUUCCAACUUCCCAGACCUGAAUGAAAAGGAUGUUACACCUACAAAAUCAUCAUCGACGCAAGGGGAUGGGAAACAACAGUCGAUGCCAAAGCGCUCGCAGCAAGAACAGUUGGAGCACUGGCAAAAGAAUAGAAGAACUUUGGCAUAUUCAACUGUUGGUACACCAGACUACAUUGCUCCAGAAGUUCUUCUGAAGAAAGGGUAUGGGAUGGAGUGUGAUUGGUGGUCUCUUGGUGCUAUCAUGUAUGAGAUGCUAGUGGGCUAUCCUCCAUUUUAUUCAGAUGAGCCCAUGACAACUUGUAGAAAGAUAGUGAACUGGAGAACACAUUUGAAAUUUCCUGAAGAAGCGAGCCUAACAGCAGAUGCAAAAGAUCUUAUAAGUAAACUACUAUGCAAUGUCGACCAACGCAUCGGUACAAAAGGUGCAGAGGAAAUAAAGGAACACCCCUGGUUUAGUGAAGUAGAAUGGGACAAACUAUACGAGAUAGAAGCUGCGUAUCUGCCUCAAGUCACAGAUGAGUUGGACACCCAGAACUUUGAGAAAUUUGAAGAGUCCUCAGAUAAUGUUCAGUGUUCAGCAAAGGCAGGCCCUUGGAGAAAGAUGCUUUCUUCAAAGGAUUUGAAUUUCGUGGGCUACACCUACAAGAACUUUGAACUUGUGAAUGAUCAUGACGUCCCCGGCAUGGCCGAGCUGAAGAAGAAGGAGAAGGCAAAGAGACCAAGCGUCAAAUCUCUCUUUGAUUCACCUGAAGGAGAGGAUCAGGAUCACCAGGAGCAGGAACAGGAGCAAGAGCAGCAACAUGACGAAGACGCCGCCGAAGGAAGCGUGAGGAAACCGGCGGAGGAGCCAGAGCUGACCAGAAGCCUCAGCUCCGGGUCCACAUGAAACGUCAAUUCCCCUAACACCAGAUAUCAGACACGAUCCCAGUUGAGAGGGAUGGCUUAUUGGCUUGGACUUGCAUUCGUUCGUGUACAGAAGCAACGUGCGUGCGUGGCUGUGGGCGCAAUUCGAUUCGUCGGUAGAGUUCAGUGGUUAUAUCUGUCAGGACUCAGGAGGAGAGCUGGAGAGGGAAGGGAAACCGUGUUGUAUUCUUUUUUUGAUUGCACACUCGUCGAUCGUGCUGGGAAUAAGUGAUUUAAGACAGUGUGUCCGUGCGAAAUGUAUACAGCUAUAUAAUCUCUAAUAAUUUUC